GUAUUGUUUGAAACAAGAGAGUAACCCCCCUUUGCAUACAUCGUUUUGUCGUCGUUAGACGGUUAGUUCCAUAGAUUCUACUAUAAUUGUAAAGCUGGUGUUAGGGGAACUCCAAAUGAAGUCAAUAACAAAUUGACUUCGGCAAAAACUGGAGGAAAAGGAGCUUCAUCAACGCGAAGUUUAUGUAGAAGUAUGUCACAACGUGGCCCAGAAAAACAGAGGCGGAUCUACUCCGCGAUGGAUUUUUAAAAAUGUAGCCGACACACACAGACAAAAGAACGAAAUGCAUUUAACCUUGGGGUCUCGCAGAUUUGUAGAAAUUAAUAUCGCCAUCAGACGGUUUUAUUCUAAGUCUGCAACCGCUGAACGAUGGCGAACACUCAUUCGAACACACACAGAAGUUUCAACUGAUCACAUGACCCCAGAAAUACAACUUCAUUUAAUCACCCAGAAGUGUUCAUUGUGGCAUAGUAGAGGAGAAGAUGUGCCGUUCCCAGACCCAUUCUGGGCUUUCUACUGGCCCGGAGGACAGGUGCUCUCAAGGUUUGUCCUGGACAAUGCUCGACUUUUUUCUGACAAGAGAGUCCUUGAUAUCGGGAGUGGAUGCGGAGCUUCCGCUAUAGCAAGCAAGAUGUCCGGCGCUCACACCGUCUGUGCCAACGAUAUAGACCGGGUGGCAAUAGAAGCUAUAAAAAUGAAUUGUGAACUGAACGGAGUGUUUGUCGACACAUCCGCCGAUGACGUCAUAGGCAGGCAGCUUCAGGAUUGGGACAUCGUAUUUUUAGGAGACAUGUUCUAUGAUUCGUACUUUGCGAAUUUGUUCAGCUGUUGGUUACCCAGGUUAUCACAAGGGGGUAUAGAUGUGUUGGUGGGUGAUCCGGGACGACUGCCUUUGAGCGACCAUCCGCUAAAGAAGAAUCUAGUUAGUCUUUAUCAGUGCUCACUUCCGGAAAACAGUCUCAAAGAGAACAGUGGUAUGUCUACCGGGACGGUGUGGCAGUACAGGGCUUAGUUACAACGGGCCCCGUCAUACAUAUCAGAGACCAAUGGAAAAGGCGUUGGAUGUAGACGAAUUCCACGUCAUUCGUCUGUGUCUUCUGUUACAAACCUCUGCUGAAUGUCACGUGUCUUUGUGUAGAGUGCGCUAAGUGUGUGAAGGUAAAUACUUGCACGGUAUAGCCAGUCCAGCAAAUAAUAUCCCCAUCGUCACGUGACUUAGAUGCGGGCUAUGUCUUGCCAUAGUAUUCUGUUUAUAAAACUAUGCUAUGACACAUUAAGCCCAUUUUUUAAACAUGUUUGGUUUUUGCAGUCUAUUGAAGCUCAAAACCUUAUAAUAUUCAUGUUUGCUUCAUUUGUAUACCAUCAUGAUGGUACUUCAACAUUUUAUAAAUCAGUUGAGGAAUUGCCUUUAUAAGCGAGAACGGAUUUAGGAUUUCAGUUUAGAGGGGCAUGAAAAAGGGGUCUGUUGGUUGCUUUUAGGUUCCCAGUUCGCCCUAAUGGUCGCCAAAGGGGACAAGACCCCCGGAACGCCACGUGGUUAACUGUGUUUUAUUAAUGAAUCCUGUGUAAAACUAAUAGAAUCCUCAAGUACACAUGCUGCAGUUUGGGAAUAAAUAAUAUUUCAGUUUUUAACAUCCCAUCAUGGUUGAUAACGCUGUUGGCUCCAUUUGUCUAUAUAGCAUAUCUUUGAUAGACAGACUUGGGUGAAGUAUAUAUUUUUAAACGUUUACAUGUACUCUGAACUUCCUCCAUAUACAUGCUGUAAAACUUGUAAGUUUUGUGAUCGUUUGAGGCGCACCUGCUGAUUUUGAAAUGAUUUAUUUUAAGUUCUGCGGCAAUAUCAACCGGACACAUCCCAUAUUGAAACCUUAAAAAGUGACAUUCCAUCAUGUCCUGUAGCGGAUUUAAGGGGGGCGCACCCCCCACCUGCUAAAGUUUUUUUAAAAGGUAAAUCGUUGUCUUUUGUUUAGUAAAAAUGUUAAUUAUGAAAUAGGCAAUAAUUUCUUCUACUCGGAGAAAUAGCUGACAAAAUCUUUUGAUUUAUUGAAUUACAUGUACUUUUAUUUGGAGAACUUACAUUUUUUCCAAAAAUCCUUAAAAUUUGCGUCAUUUUAUUAAUUUCACCUUAUCGAAAAUGAUAGAAAAUAGUAAAAAUGACAACAUUGCAGACAUAUUUCAAGCCCAAUAAAAUCUGUAUUUAAUCCAGGAGCUUUUGGGGGCUGGGUCCCCAUCAGGGCUUCGCCCUGAACCUACUGGAGGUAUCAAGGCGGUCCCCAGACCCCCUGCCUCAUAAAGUUGCUUCUUCCUAAUCGUGAUUCCUGGAUCCACCCCUGAUAUCAGUCAUCAACAUACAACUGAUUGACCUUUAUGAUAAAUACUCAGUAAAAUAUGGCCUCGUUUUGUUCACGUUGGUAACGUUCAUUCGUGUUUUAGGAGCAAAUCACACAUUUCUUAUCAAUUUUGUCAAAUUUCCUUCAUGCUGGCCUCCAUAUUUCUUCAAUAGGAUUGAAUAACAUUGCAUGUGGAUAAUGCUGUAGAAUCAUUUAAAUUCGUAGGGGCCAAUUUUCGUGGAUUGCUGAAUUUUUACGAGUUCGUGGGUACGUAAUUUCGUGGAUUUAUAUAUUUGUAAUAAAGAUAAUUCUGGAAUGUCUUUAUUCGUUGAGGAUGUAAAUUCGUGGGUGAAGGGUACCCACGAAUUCCACGAAAAUUGAGCCACCACGAAUUCUAAUGAUUCCACAGUAGGUGAAGUUUGCUUGUUAUGCAAACUUCGGUAAAAAGUUACUAAUGUUUCGAGCAAUUUUUAAAAGAUUCUAUUAUUCUCUACAUGAUUUGACGAAUGGGCAGGUCUUCUAUUCUCUACAUGAUUUGACGAAUGGGCAGGUCUUCUAUUAUUCUCUAUAUGAUUUGACGAAUGGACGGGUCUGGUAUUAUUCUCUACUUGAUUUGACGAAUGGGCGGGUCUGGUAUUGUAUGACUGCAAUGAAUAGUUGUUUCCGUCAAUUAUUUCGUCAUCGUUAAAAAAAAAUUACGUGUCUAAAGUGCCAACUACAUAUUCAUAUAUUUACAUGUACCUUUCGACAUUUCUCUCGAGACAUUGCCUAAAGAAGCACUACAUUUCCAGCGCUACCUGUAGUACGGCCUUGGUCAACUGGGUUCGUAUAGUAACGGGUGAUGAAGGUAGCCUUGCAGAAAAAAUUCAUAACCUGCAAUGAUUUACCAAAAUUGUAAAUUUCAUGAUCCUAUGGAGUAAGGGUUUAGUUUCAAGGUGGUGUCAAAAUUAUUAUAAUUUGAAUUCUUUAAGUUUGCUGAUACCAUAUAAAAUCUAAAUGCAUAAUUAGGAGAAGCCGAAAAUGAUGUAUUAAAAAGUGAUGAAUUUUGCAACCUAAGGGUUUUGAAUCUAGUGUAACGUAUUUCCUUAUAUUCUAGAAGGCUAUCAAAGUUCGUGCCUUGUCAGUUCAAGGGUUCGAGGUGUAAUUGAAUAGUAACUUUCAUUGAAAAAAUAAAAUUGGGAAUGUUAUUAGAAAUUGGGCCUGUAAAUAUAUACAACUAUGCCCUAACCCUACUCAGGUUAAUAAUUACUUUAAAAUCAAGGGCAUUCAAUCAACAUACAAAGAUCAGGGAUUAACCAAAUGAUUUAUAAUAUCAAAGUAAUUCAACAAUGGGUAUGACCACCCUCAGCCAACUACUGUCUGACCUCGGACUAACGCUUGUACUGCAGCCUUAUUCAGGACACACAGUACAAGUGACAGCCCUUCAACCGCUGCACACACUGUAGAGCCUUAUUCAGGCAGACACUGUGAACAACAGCCUGGUCGUCAGUCAAGUCCAGUACACAGAACAGACAAAUUAUGUGGCUAGCCUUUAUCUGGUCGAUCUCGACAGUGGCAGACUUCUUACGACUAAGGUCAGCCUAUUAAAAGGACAACCUCAAUGCCUUCACUCUAAUAUCGUUACAACGUACGGAGUCAAUCACUGGCUUACUCAGUAAAUCACUUUAUUGCUUGCAACUUACUGUUAAUCUUGUCCACCACGUCUUCUCGCUCUGGGCUUUGACGAUAUAAAUGACAGACGACAAUUUUCUAGUGCUAGGUCAUGUGACUAAAAUACGGCUGUUUACAUUGGAAACUACAAUGUAGAUCCUGGAUGGUCGAUGGAUAAAUUCCCGGAAUAUUAAACUAGGAUGGGUCCAAAUUAGUCAUAUCGUUUAAUGUUAAUACAUAUAUUAUAUUAUUUCAUGUAAAGCCUUUCAUCAGUGUAUACACUUUUGAGGGCAUUUAAGUUAAGAACACAUCUUGUUUUUUUUACUGCACGCUUGUUAAGUGAUUAAAAGUUCUUUAAAUGUUUUUAGAAUCCACAUUUGAUUUACACCACUUCUGGUAUAUGUUGUGGCACAAAACCUUUGAAGUUUCUCCUUAAUAUUUUGGUGUGGAGCAAAGAUACGGGUUUGGUAGAAUAUUUCCUGUAUCUCUAUAAUGUCAUUGAGAGCUUGGAGAGCAGAGGCACCAUGGUUUUCAUCCGGGUACUCUGGUUUCCUUUCACAUAAUGAACCUCUAGCUCCAACACUCGCGCACCGAAGGGUCCCAUUGGAAAUAGUAUAUAUACGAGGUCUUUUGGUAUAUACGUAAUCUACUAUGUUUGUUUGUAUGUAUGUAGAUACCGAAUUAACAUAUAUGUAUUUAUCUAUACAUUUAAUGAACACAAUGAAGUUUUAAAAUGUAUGUAAUCUUCUUGCAUGUCAUAUUGUCCAUCACAAUUUAUUGUAAGAUACAUUUAUUCAACCAAACCAAAUAUUGCCCUAUCGACAAUCAUGCGUCAGUUAAAUGUCUUUAUUCUC
Ostrea edulis (European flat oyster) is the source of this 4834-nucleotide messenger RNA. RefSeq names its product electron transfer flavoprotein beta subunit lysine methyltransferase-like. Bases 284 to 1012 code for a protein of 242 amino acids. Gene Ontology annotation, biological process: peptidyl-lysine trimethylation. Gene Ontology annotation, cellular component: mitochondrial matrix. The record is from RefSeq and is a predicted model, not a curated record. Gene Ontology annotation, molecular function: protein-lysine N-methyltransferase activity. The transcript is spliced from 4 exons. NCBI's taxonomy places the organism in Eukaryota, Metazoa, Mollusca, Bivalvia, Ostreida, Ostreidae.